AUGUCGGAACUUACAGAUCACGAACGCAUAACGUUACUGAUGAUGCGAGGGUGGGGUGAUCGUCGCAGAUCUUAUAAUGAAACGUUGCAGAUAUUUAAUGACACUUUUCGGGUUGGUAAAGUCCCUAUAUCAAAAUCGACGGUACACCGCACAAUCGCACGAUUCGAAGAAAUUGGUCAUGUCAAAAAUCGAUCAAAGUCUGGUAGAUCGGUUUCUGCAACAAAUGCAGAAAAGUCUUUAGAUGUCUUACAAUCGUAUAUUGAGAAUCCGCAUAUAUCUAUUCGAAAAUCUGCGCAACACCACGACAUCUCCCGAAUGUCUGUGCAUAAAAUCUUAAAAAAGAAUGAAUUUCAUCCUUACAAGAUUCAUCCAGUUCAGGAAUUAUCUGAAGACGAUUUCGAUCGUCGUGUAGAAUUUUGUGAGGAUGUCAUGCAAAGAAUUGACAUGGAUCCUGAAUUUGCGACCAAAAUAGUCUUUUCUGAUGAAGAGACAUUUAAGCUGAAUGGCAAUAUCAAUCGCCAUAAUUGCAGAUUUUCAGAUGAAAAUCCUCAUUGGAUGAUUGAAGCUCACACGCAACAUCCGGAAAAAUUGAAUGUAUGGACUGGACUUCUUGCUGACAGGGUGAUUGGUCCUUUCUUCAUUGACGAUAAUUUGACUGCUGAAAAAUACAGAACAAUGCUUGAACGCGAUAUUGUACCAGCAAUACAACGUGUUGGUGACAAUUUUAAUGAAAUCUGGUUUCAGCAGGACGGAGCACCUGCCCAUUAUGGUCGAGGUGUACGAGAAUACUUAAAUGAAGUAUUCCCGAACAAAUGGAUAGGCAGGAGAGGAUCAAUAGAAUGGCCACUUCGAUCUCCAGAUCUUUCACCUCUGGAUUAUUUCUUUUGA
Molecule: messenger RNA, 888 nt
Organism: Camponotus floridanus (Florida carpenter ant)
Lineage: Eukaryota; Metazoa; Arthropoda; Insecta; Hymenoptera; Formicidae
Exons: 1
Coding region: 1-888 (295 amino acids)
Molecular function (GO): nucleic acid binding
Source: RefSeq, a predicted model, not a curated record